AACAGCUGAUGAGUGUGACGUCAGCAGCAAGAGCAACAACAACAGCAGCAACAAGUGUGGCAAUAUAAACCCCAACAGCAGCAGCAGGUCAACAAAAACAACAGCAGCAGCAGCAGCAGCAGGUCAACAAAAACAACAGCAGCAGCAGCAGCAGCAGGUCAACAACAAGAGCAGCAGGUCAACCAUAAUGGCAUCCAAGAUCAUCAGGAAGGUGAUAUCUUCACCCAGAGCACCUGCUGCUAUCGGUCCUUACAGCCAAGCAGUGCAAGCAGGCAACACCCUGUACAUCUCAGGUCAGCUUGGAAUGAACCCAGAGACUUUGAACCUAGUUAGUGAGGAUGUUGUUGCACAGACUGAAACAGCCUUAACCAACAUGGGUUACAUUCUUGAGGCAGCAGGAUGUACUUACAAGAAUGUUGUAAAGACAACAGUGCUGUUAGCAGACAUCAAUGACUUUGCCAAAGUCAAUGAAGUGUAUUCACAGUUUUUCUCAGAGGCUGUACCAGCACGAGCAGCUUACCAGGUUGCUAAUUUACCCAAGGGAGGACGAGUGGAGAUUGAAGCUGUUGCUGUUGUGGGAGAGUUGGAUCACCAGUGACAGGUGUAUGAGUACAUGUCUGUCAUACAACAGUGGUAAAGUUGGAUCACCAGUGACAGGUGUGUGAGUACAUCUCACUCAUACAGCCUAUACACUGCUUGAUUUGUAACAAAUACAUUAUUGCCAUUACCUCUAAAUUUAAAAAAAAUGUUUUGUUUUGUAUUUAGCUGUAUCAUAAGUGUAUAUUAAUCUUUACCAAAUUAAGGAAAUAUUAAUUUCUCAUUGUAUAGAUAUUAGUGACAUCAUCUUGUUAGCAGUUCAUAAAGAAAUUCAUCAGC
This is a messenger RNA of Cherax quadricarinatus, 876 nucleotides long. NCBI's taxonomy places the organism in Eukaryota, Metazoa, Arthropoda, Malacostraca, Decapoda, Parastacidae. The record is from RefSeq and is a predicted model, not a curated record.